Messenger RNA from Erpetoichthys calabaricus (reedfish), 1472 nucleotides. It is a transcript of the gene hibch, whose product is annotated as 3-hydroxyisobutyryl-CoA hydrolase. The coding region runs from base 198 to 1382 and encodes 394 amino acids. Gene Ontology annotation, biological process: L-valine catabolic process. Gene Ontology annotation, cellular component: mitochondrion. Lineage: Eukaryota; Metazoa; Chordata; Cladistia; Polypteriformes; Polypteridae. Gene Ontology annotation, molecular function: 3-hydroxyisobutyryl-CoA hydrolase activity. The record is from RefSeq and is a predicted model, not a curated record. The transcript has 14 exons.
GUCACUCAGCCUGUAAUCCCCGCCCCUACGCGAUCUCUCGGCCAAUGGUUGCACGCCUGCAGUCCAAACGCGGCUGUGACCUUGCCGGUAUUUGCUAUCUGAUUGGUCAGCGCCUGUUGUGUGUGCCGUGAUUGGUUGUGUGGCUACACCCGGCACGCUUGCCCCUACCCCGCUGUUUGUAUUGCUGCAGCACCGUAAUGUCGGCGGGUGUCCUCGGCAGUCGAGUCAGGUUGGCGUCUCUGCAGAGGCUGCACAUACUGCAGGCACACCUGAAUGUCCUCCCACGUGGAACGUCUCGCCCGAUGAGCAGUCGGGAUGGCCCUGAGGGUGAGGUGCUGCUGCAGACGUCGGGCUGUGCCGGGGUCAUCACCCUCAACAGACCGAAGGCCCUCAACGCACUCAACCUGUCAAUGAUCAGAAAGAUCUUCCCUCAGCUCAAGAAGUGGGAAGAAGAUGACCAGACGUCCAUUGUGAUGAUCAAGGGAGUUGGGGACAAAGCCUUCUGUGCAGGUGGAGACAUUCGAGCUGUGGCAGACGCCGGGAAGGCGGGGGGCAGCCUGAUUCAGGACUUCUUCAGAGAGGAGUACAUUCUGAACAACGCCAUAGGCACCUUGCGGAAGCCCUACGUGGCUCUUAUUGAUGGCAUCACCAUGGGCGGUGGAGUCGGUCUGUCUGUCCACGGGCACUUCCGCGUCGCCACAGAAAGGACACUUUUUGCCAUGCCUGAAACUGGUAUAGGGCUGUUUCCUGACGUUGGCGGCGGCUUCUUCCUUCCCAGACUGCGAGGUAAACUCGGCCUCUUCCUGGCACUCACUGGCUUUCGACUCAAAGGGCGCGAUGUCCAGCAGGCUGGGUUGGCCACUCACUUUGUGGAAUCUCAGAAGCUGGCCGCUCUGGAGCGCGACUUGGUGCAGCUGAAGUGUCCCUCACAGAAGGACGUGGCGGGCGUGCUGGACGCUUAUCAGGCGCAGAGCUGUGCUGGCCGAGAGCAGCCGUUUGUACUGGAGGAGCACAUGCAGGACGUGGACAGGCUCUUCGGUGGCAGCAGCGUGGAGGACGUCGUUCGCCGACUGGAGGCCGAGCGUUCGCCUUUUGCCGAGAAGCAGCUGCAGACUCUGAAGCGCAUGUCUCCCACCUCCAUGAAGGUCACCUUCAGACAGCUGGCCAGUGGGGCGUCUAUGAGCCUCCAGGAGGUGCUGGCGAUGGAGUACAGACUGAGCCAGGCGUGCAUGAGAGGCCACGACUUCUACGAAGGAGUGAGGGCAGUGCUCAUCGACAAGGACCAGCAGCCCAAGUGGCAGCCAGCUUCCUUGGAGCAGGUGACAGACGAGAUGGUGGACGGCUAUUUCCAGUCCCUGGGCAGCAGUGACCUGCACCUGUGAUGGUGACAUGGGAUGAAGAUGCCAGUGGGUGGGGUGGACGUGGCACCCCAGAGACUAUAAUAAAGUAAGAAAAGCAGCAGUGUGUGACGU